Messenger RNA from Moneuplotes crassus, 3940 nucleotides. The record is from the annotation of a GenBank genome assembly. NCBI's taxonomy places the organism in Eukaryota, Ciliophora, Spirotrichea, Euplotida, Euplotidae.
AUGGACGAUUCCUUAAUAUCCAAGAGCGAUUCUCCAAAAGACCGUGUGCAGUACUCCAAGCCUGGAAUUCUCUCACAGCUCAUGUUCAGCUGGGUCACACCUCUAACUAAGAUCGGACAACAAGGGAAAUUAGAGAUAUCUUCUCUAGGCAGUCUUCCUCAUGAACUUUCUGCUAAGCAAAAUCAUGAGAAAUUCCAAGCAGUGUGGGAUAGUGACAAAGCUGAGUACACUAGAGGUUAUUCUAAGGUUCUCAAAUGCAUAGUCAAGAUAUACAGGAAAGAGAUCUGUCUUAGCCUCGUCUUCAAUUUCAUCCACAUGUUCUUUAAAAUGGGUUGCCCCAUUCUGAUUAAGUUAGUUGUGGACUAUAUGAAAAAUCCAGUUGAAGAUGAUGGCGGUCUUUACUAUGGCCUCGCUCUCGUAUUUGGAUACAUAGCAGUAGAUGUCCUCGGAUUUAUACUAGAGGAACAAGCCUGAUUCUACCAAAUGAUUUUAGGUGUCAAAUCAAGGAGUGCAAUUUUAUCGAUGAUUUACUCCAAAACAUUGAAAAUCAGCCAUACUGCGAACAAAGGAUUUAAUCAAGGAGAGAUUGUAAACUUCAUUGAUUUAGACUCCGAUAAGAUUAUCACCCUGAUGUGGAUAUUUCCCCAAGUAGCAAAACUACCAAUGGCAUUAUUCUUUGCCUGGGGUCUUCUGAUUUAUUUCUUUGGAGUGUCGAUGGUAGGAUCUAUCUUUAUCGGAGCAUUCAUGUUUCUGGUAAAUUAUCUUCUUGCCUUCUGGAAUGCAUCUAUACAGAAGAGGAUCCUCACUAAGAAAGAUGCCAGGAUGCAGUACACAACUGAAAGCAUUAAUAACAUUAGAGCAGUAAAGCUUGGGUUGAUUUACAAAUAUUUCUUUUAAUAAAAUCCAACAAGCUAGAAAAGAAGAGGUGUUUCUCUUGAAGAUCAAAUUCUUUAUUGAGGCUUUAGAGCUAUUCUGCUUAGUUCUGACCUCUCCUCUUCUGAUUCUCUCAGUAUUUUCAAUCAUGUUCUGGCUUGGUAAAGAUCUAGAACUCUCGAUAGCCUUUGUUGGGAUACAGAUGUUCAGUAAUCUUCAGCAUCCUCUUGAGUUCAUUCCCCAAUUUGUAAAAACGAUCAUUGAGUUUAAUUUAUCAAUGGAAAGAAUAUAUAAGUACCUAAACUCUGAGGAGAGUUCACCUCUAGCAAUAACUUACAAAUCAGAAGAAAAACCAGCUAUAACUUUAAAAAAUUGUAGUUUCGCAUGGGAUAAACCAGGAAAUCAAUCAAAGCAAAGUUCUUCAGGCUCUGAAGAAGACAAAAAUAUUGAAAUGGAACCUCUGAACAAAUCUGUCACUGUUGAUCAGAGAAAUAAAAAGUUCAGGCUCUCCAACAUCUCGUUUGAGAUCUUCAGAUCAGAGCUGAUCUGAAUCAUCGGAGAGGUCGGAAGUGGGAAAUCCUCCCUCCUCAGUGCUAUUCUUGGAGAAAUGUGGGAAAUAGAGAACAAAGAUCUUUCAGAAUUUUCAGAUCAAAUCCAAAGCAAUCCUUCCAUGAAAGCUAACCAGCAAGUUCUUGAAAUCUCUGGAAGUAUCAGCUAUGUCCAGCAAAACCCCUGGAUUCAGAACAAGACCAUUAAGGAUAACAUCUGAGGACUAACUGAUGAGAUCUAUGAGGAAGAAUUUAAGAGGAAUAGCCAAGAAUAUGAUGAAGUUGUCAAAAUAUGUCAGCUACUCCCUGAUUUGGAUAUUCUCCCAUCGAGAGAUCACACGGAGAUUGGAGAGAAAGGAAUCAAUCUUAGUGGUGGCCAGAAAGCAAGGAUAAGCAUAGCGAGAGCUAUUUAUGCAAAUAAAGAUAUUGUGUUGCUAGAUGAUCCACUUUCUGCAUUAGACUCAACAGUGAAGGGGGAAAUACUUGACAAAGUAAUCCUGACUAAACUCAGAGAGAAAACAAGAAUCCUAGUUACUCAUGAUGUAUCUGUUCUACCAAAAGCUGAUAGAAUCAUCGUUAUGGAUAAAGGUGAAAUUAAAUAUUUCGGUUCUUUUUCUGACUUAAAAGAGACCACAGAUUUUCAUUAUAUCAAUGAAAUCUUAGCCAAAGCUGAAGAAGAAAAAGAAUCUGAAAAGACUUCUCAAGAUGAAGACAUACCUUUAGAAUUUGAAAAGGAUAAGGAAAUCAUAAAAGAUAAAUUGAUGAAGGACGAAAAUGAAGAGACUAUAGAGUCUGGUUGGAGUAUCCACAGCCACUUUUUCUUUAGUGAAUGUAGUUGGGUUAUUUAUCUCAUCCUGAUCCCCAUAUUUGUGGGAAAAGCAUAUUUCAUGAUUUAUUCAACUUACUACCAAGCGAAGUGGGUUGAGGAUCAUGAGCAAAGUCCUCCAGGCCAAGAAAACGACAAAUAUUGGUUCUAUUUUACAAUGUGAUUAAUCUAUCCUGUUUCUUAUUGAGUUAUUUUCUUUGUGAAAUAUCUCUUGAUAACACUUACAUCAGUAAAUAAGACAAAGAGGAUACAUAAGAAGAUGAUCAAGAGAGUGCUAAAUGCCCCUAUAAACUUAUACUUUGAUACUACUCCUUCGGGUUUAAUUCUAAACAGAUUCUCUAAUGAUAUGUCAGCAAUUGACAAGCAGUUACCUGAUAAUGUGUCUUCACUUUUAUCCCUAAUUACUUGAGCUGCCUUCACGAUUUACAUCGCAGCAAUGAAUACAAUAUAUGUUCUAUUUUUAGUCCCUGCAAUAUUACUAGCCUGUUACCUGCUAGUAAAAUACUAUAUGCAUACUUACAGAGAGGUUUCAAGGCUCGAAUCAAUAACUUCUUCUCCAAGGAUCACCAACCUGAGUGAAACUUUGACUGGAGUUUCAACAAUUAAAGCUUUCCAGAGAGAAGCUGCUUUUAUGAAUCUGAACUAUUCUCUACUGAACAACCAUGCAAAAGCUCAUUUUUGGCAAAUAUCGAUGAACAGCUGGGUAGGAAUCAGGACCGAAUUCUUAUCAAUGGGAAUCCUGAUUUUCACCUCUGUCUUCUGUGUUGUAUACAAAUCAUACACUGAUCCAAUCUGGGUUGGAAUCCUCUUUUCUCAUUUUCUCUGGAUGACUGCAGAUAUUCUGUAUGCAAUCAGAUGAUUUACCGAACUUGAAAGUGACUUUGUGAAUUAUGAAAGAUGCUUGAAUAUGCUAGAAAUUUGUCAAGAGAAAGAUCAUGCAUCUGAGCCCCUUCAGAGAAAUUUUGUUGUUGACCAAGCCAGUAUUGAAUUCCAAAACUAUAGCGUUAAAUAUCGUCCUGACACAGAACUAGUGCUGAAGAACCUUAAUUUCAAGAUUUAUCCCAAGGAGAAAGUAGGAAUCAUAGGAAGGACAGGAGCAGGAAAAUCAACUAUCUGACUUUCACUCUGCAGAAUAAUAGAAGCAUAUUCUGGUAGAAUCCUGGUUGAUGGUCAAGACAUUUCCAAAAUCUCUUUGAAUGAUCUUAGAGCCAAUAUAGCUGUCAUUUCUCAAGAUCCAUCACUUUUCAUAGGCACUCUAAAAUUCAAUAUUGAUCCUGAAGGAAAAAUCAGAGAUGGAGAGAUGAAUGAGGCGAUCAAUAAUUGUUCUCUUCAAGAUCUUGUGAAUAGAGAUAGUCUGGGCUUAGACCAAACCAUUGAAGAAUCUGGGAAGAAUUUAUCAGCAGGAGAGAAGCAAUUAAUUUGAAUUUGUCGUGCUGUUUUGAAGAAGUCUAAAAUUAUCAUCAUGGAUGAAGCAACUGCAAACAUAGAUGUUAAGACUGAAUCUGCUAUUCAGCGUGCUAUGGCUUUAUAUUUCGAGAACCUUACUGUGAUCACGAUUGCUCACAGACUAAGCACUAUACAGAAAUGAGAUAAGAUUCUUGUGCUUGAGUCAGGUUCUUUAGUAGAAUACGAAAGCCCUCAAGUUCUCCUAAAAAAUCCAGAUUCCUAUUUCUCAAAAAUCUUGAAUAGCUAA